Amoebophrya sp. A120 is the source of this 3401-nucleotide messenger RNA. The record is from the annotation of a GenBank genome assembly. Lineage: Eukaryota; Dinophyceae; Syndiniales; Amoebophryaceae.
CCUCUUGGUACAUGUUGCAGAUACACAAAAAGAAGCGGAACUUCGCGGCGCAGCUAUGUAUGUACAGACACAUGCGCAACAGGUAGUGAGUCGGUAUGUGAACUCGUUUUUGGACGAACAACGCGGGAAAACUUUCGAUCACUGGAAAAUUCAAACAUUCGGCUAUGACACGAGGUGCUUUAAAAAGUCGGUACGUGCUGUUAUCCGCUGAAGAGUUCAACGAGAUUCAUCGGUACUCGCUGAUACCCAUGUGCUUAAAGAGAAGGCUCAGAAAUGCGAGGAUCCCAACAGCUCGCUAUUCUAUAUGAUGUAGAUCGAAAUGACGAAAGACAAAGGCGAUCUUGGUUUUAUAAAAAUUUGUAUGGCAACUGGUAGCACCGAAGGAGGAGUUUGCAAACAUGAUCAAUGGUUACAUGCAACCAUUCCCAACUGAUUGUGCGCAGCUACAUUUUACGGAAGCCGUGAUUCGUUUCCCUCGAAAUCACUUCUUUCUCGCGAUACUGAAGAGAAGUAACCGCCAAAUUUUUUCUCAAACAUUGGACCGAUUAGCAACUACUUCUUAGUACUAGGACAUCAACGAGUGCGAGUCAUCUGAUUCUGUUGUCUCCUGUCCAAUCAGUCUUGAUGUAGAGUUCUAUCUCAAGAAACAGUGUAAUAGUUUUGCGUAGGAGCGGUUUUCCUAUUAGAUUGUAAUCUCAAUUAUCGCUGUUAGAUUGUAAUGCCAGUCUGGAAGUCGAACUAAGUCUGUCACACGAGUUUUUCACUUUGUCCCCCCAAUUUCUGUACACCCACAGACGACAGAUACAAGAUAAAAACCAAAACGACAAAUAACAAGUGAUCUUUUAACACCUUCACAAAACCGGAAAGACGAGUCGUUGCAGCUCGAAGAUGAGUUUGGGCCUCGCCUUCGUCGGCCUCAGCGCUCUGGGUGCCAUCCCGGGAGCGCAUUCGCUGCAGGUCUCGAAGUCUGCUGGUGCCGCUGGUGAAGUGAAAGGUACGUGGCAGGACCACGAAGACGGUGUGAUCUUGCUCAGCCCCGAGUCGUCAGUGUCGUGGAGCAUCACGACGCCAAGCACCGGGGAAUCGUACACCAUUUCGCUCUCUGCGGCGACGUAUCCUGUCGGCCCUGAACGCGGCCCUGCGGACUUCAAUAAAGGCGCCGGCCCGGCCGCCAAAGCCGCACUCGUAAACGCGGCUGCCUACGGCUGCGCCUCGUACAUGGGCGGCGCGGCUAGGGACGCGGAAGGGAAUAUCGUAUGGCAUUACCCCAAUGACGAGAAGUCACCAAACAAGGUCGCCGGCCUGAAUGGAAUUAUUACGUGGAGGUUAGCUGGUGGGAAAAACUUAGAAAGCCUGCGGAAAAAGAUUCGCAGUGGUUACCAGGGCGGACAGGCGGUCCACGACGAGAGCGCUGACAUGGGCACGGAUUUGCGCCUCGCCGGGAAAUUGUGCGCGCCGGGCUUCGCAACGGCGCUGAAUGUUACCGACCUACAAGAUGGACAAGAAAAAUGGGGGAGCCUCAAUGUCAAGUACCUGAUCGAAGCGGUGGCUCCCGAUUGGAACAAUGCAUUUCCUAUAAGAAUCGGGGAAUACCGCUACGAAUUCAACAAACAAACGCCGGAUCAUGUGGCGCUCAGCCAAAAGGACAUGCAAAACAUGCAGCACCUCGGUGCCAUGGAAAAGAUGCUCAAAUGGGAGAGCGACCGGCAUUUGGUCGGCGACGCGUACCGAGCGGCGUUGCUGGCGGCGGGAGGCACAAAUGAGGUCGAGACCGUCGGGGUGUCGCUGCUGGGUGCCGCUAUUUUCAAGGGUCACAAGGAAACCGGCGACAUCUUGUGGGAGGCGGUCACGGCGCUCAUUUAUGAGGUGGACGCGGAAAAGAAGCGCGUCGAGGCGGGCUCGGGCAACAAGCCGGAAGAAGCGGAGGCGCAGGGGGGCGAUGCAGAGGCCACAACCGAGGCAGGCCACGCUGCGGCAUCCGCGGAAGAUGGCGUCGUUGAGGAGCCGGACGAGGGGCAGCAGGACACGGAUGAGGCGAGAGAAGAAGGAGGUGCUGCCGUUGGCGAGGAGAUUCCUUUUCAACAGGGACAGAAGGAGCAGGUCGGUGAACCAGCCAAGCCUGCUGCGGGGUCCAGCACGACGUCCUUUUUGGCUGCGGCAGGUAGCGGAACGCCGGAACAGCACACGAAAUCUGAAGCUGUAGAGGGCGCAGCAGGAGAGGAGGACCUGGAACAAGAGUCCUCGGCUGGUGCUGUCGCUGCAGCGGCGGCGGCAGAGGGAGCGACGGCGAGCGGAGAAAACGGCUCCCUGCUUCACCAGAUCCGCCGCGUCAAACUGCUCGCGUUUUCUCCUGCGGAAAAGAUUUGCUUGGAGCUUGUUAUCCGGACAGCUGCCAUGGUGUACGAGGCAAAUGGCAGAGAAGGAGAGGGAUUCAAAGCAGCUGCUGCGGUGCGGCCGGAGGCGACGCGCGUGGACGAAUGCAUGUAAUGUUUGUGCGAAAGUUCAUCGGGGAGCGCAAAAAUAGUGCACGAGGUGGAUUGCAGUCUAUGAAAGGUGGAGAAGCAUUGCAGUAUGCUUUCAAACAGUUUUCUGACUGCAUACUACCGAAUGCCAGAAGAAGCAGCUCCGCAACUUUACGUCGGGGAACUUGUAGCAAUGAAAACAGUCGGUUCGUCAUCUAGUCGCUUGCUCUGAAGUGUCAAGAGGGAGUUCGACUGAUGUGCCGGUUCUGUAAGCAGCUUUUUGCUGAACGUGGACAAUCGAUCUGGGGGCAUGAUAGGACGGCUCCGAUACCGCAGCGGCUUGUCAAGGAGAAAUUUUUUACCCAGAACCUUUCAAGAUGAAACAUCUCUGCCGAGACAGAGCAAGCAUGUAUGAUUAGCUAGAUCUAUCCAUUACUUUUUCGCCAUGGUCAUGACAGCAGGUUUGUGACGCUGCACGCUUUUCGGAAAACGGUGUGAAUCUCGGUAUGCGGUUUUUGCUGACGGGAUGUAUAGAUACCGGGUCCGAGAAAUCAGUGUUUAGCUUACUUUGACUAGUAAGAGAGUCGGGCGUGUCACAGCUUCGCCAUUACGUGCGCCAAUGCACGAAAGCAAUCGAAAAACCUGAUAAACACUACCUCCGUCCGCUCUUGACGUUUUAUGAUGUGAAGACAGUGCAGCUACUCCUACUUACGAAAAAGCAGAAAUGCCUCCGCUUUUUUUCAAAAAAGCCAUCGACCACUCAAAUCUAAAUUUGAUUUGAGUGGUCCGAAAAUACCUUUUACUCGAGGCACCGCCACGGAGGCACUUUCUUCGCGCAAAGACCAAAGACCUCUUCGCUUUGAUGCGUACCCGUUUUGAACACAACAGAACCUUUAGAUAUGGCGUUUGGCCCCUCAUCUAGCACAAAAACGAAAGAAA